Molecule: messenger RNA, 375 nt
Organism: Sphaerulina musiva SO2202
Lineage: Eukaryota; Fungi; Ascomycota; Dothideomycetes; Mycosphaerellales; Mycosphaerellaceae
Exons: 1
Coding region: 1-375 (124 amino acids)
Source: RefSeq, a predicted model, not a curated record
AUGUCAGCUAGCGAGAAGUUGCGAUCUUUGAGCGGCGGUUGGGAAAUCGGGGAGAAGGAGGAGGAAGCUGAGGUCGAAGAUGUUUCGACUGGAAGUUUCUCGCGUUUUUCUGUUGGUGACGGCUUGGGGAAUCAGGAAUGCUGGUCUUCGAGAGCCUGCAAAGUUGUCUCGUACCUGUCCUCUAGACUAGGGUUUCCCGAGCUGGACGAGGAUGAAGUGCAGCGUCGUGAGAUGUUUUCAGCGCGGUUGAAGGCCUUUGAGAUUGAUGUCAGCAAGGGGAUCUGGUCGCACGCUGGCUUUGUGAUUGCACUGGAUUUACUUUCUAGCGAACACUUUAUGAUUGCUACUCGCACCGAUUUUUCUCGCGUCUGUUAG